AUGGCUGCAGGGGUUAUUAGAAAUCUCAGUGAGUUUCGACUCACCACAUCCUACCAGCACCCUUUCUACUGCCAAAUGGACAUUCAAGACUCUUUAAUAGAGGAUGAAGAGGAAGAUGAAGAGGAGGAAGAGGAGGAGAACGAGGGAGAGGAAGAGGGACUUGAAGAGAGGGGAGGUUUAUCUUGCCAUACACAUGGAGGGGAUGAAGGCUGGAGGGAAAAAGCCUCAGCUCCCAGCCCCACAGAGACUACCUACCGUCUUCUUCGCUUUGCCGACCUCAUUAACAGCGACAUCCAGCGCUACUUUGGGCGGAAAAACCGAGAAGAGGACCCAGAUGCCUGUGACAUCUACGAGGACCGCACAUUUCAGGGGAAGUGCGGACGGGAGCGCUACUAUGCAGACCUUGUCAAGAUGGCUCAGACAGGUGACAGUAGUUCUGCAGGGGGUAAGGGAGGGCAAGAGGAGGCCCAAGACUCCCCUUCCACUCCCCUGAAUCUGCCCUGUGAGGUUGACUGCCAGGCCCUUGAGGUGCUGUGCAGCCAGGAGAAUACUCAGCAACUGGGACCUCUGGCUGAGCUCUUUGACUACGGACUGCGCAGGUUUGUGGGAUCAAAUGGAGGAAGCAAGCAAGCUCCCCAGCAGAAAGGAGACAGAAGACAUGGCCACAUUCUGCCCAUGUGCAAGCGUCGUCUACCCCCCAGUUUCUGGACAGAGCCUACGCCCGCACAGCCAGUCUGUAUGCUGAGCACCUCCAACACCCCCGAUUUUAGCGACCUCCUGGCCAACUGGACCACCGAGAGCAGCCAGGAGCUGCACGGAGGAGUCAGAGACUCCCCUCAUGAGUUGACCCGACAGGAACUCGAGACAGAGUACCACAUAUCAUAG
Messenger RNA from Megalops cyprinoides (Indo-Pacific tarpon), 885 nucleotides. RefSeq names its product protein PERCC1. The transcript has a single exon. Lineage: Eukaryota; Metazoa; Chordata; Actinopteri; Elopiformes; Megalopidae. Bases 1 to 885 code for a protein of 294 amino acids. The record is from RefSeq and is a predicted model, not a curated record.